CAAAGUUGAAAGAAAAAGUGUGUCGCCCACCCUUUCUCCUCUACUUCCGUGGCAGCGCUGUGGGUUCACUUCCAACACUAAACCCUAGGGUGGGUGUAUUUUAGUAAUUUCGUAUUUUGUCAUUUCAUCUCUCACAAGAAUCUUCUGUCUCCGCGGCGGUUUCUUUUGCAACAGAAAAUGAUGAAGAUGAGUUCAGUAGCACUUAGGUCAUUCAAAUUCAAAUCCAAUUUUUCACUUUCAACAACAAGAAAUCUUUCUACUUGGUUAUUUCCAGGAAAUGGAAAUGCUAAUCAGCAGGUUAACAAGUCAGAGUCUCCUGAUGAAUUUGAGCAGCGGAUAUUUAGUCCUGGUGGAACUUCCAAAACUGAUUUCAUUUUAGAUAAGCUGAAUCAACAAACAAGGGGUCGAGAUAGAUCUGGUGGAAGUUCCCAGCUGCUGGAUGAUCUGGAACAAACUUUUGACACAUUAUCUGAUGGAAUGGAUGGGAAGCUGAAUAAUGCUGCCAGAUACUUUGAAUAUGAUCCUGAUGAAAUCGAAAAAGAUGAUUAUUCUUAUCGGUAUGACACCACCUUUCAUCGUGGAUCAACAUAUAAUACAAAGGAUCUUGAUCUAACAAAGCCUGCUGCACGAAAACCCCCCAUAAGAAAUGAAUUCGCAGUAUCCACCAAAGAUGUUCUUAGUCAAGCAGAUUUCAGGAAUGUAAGAUUCCUGGCAAACUUCAUAACAGAAGCUGGAAUUCUUAUCAAGAGAAGCAAGACUGGCAUCAGCGCAAAGGCUCAAAGGAAGGUUGCCAGGGAGAUUAAAACUGCCAGAGCAUUUGGCUUAAUGCCCUUUACGACAAUGGGUACAAAGACAUUUGUUUAUGGGAGAACUAUGGAGAAUCUCGAUGAUGACUUCUCGUACAGGAGUGAAAUUAGAAACAGGCCUAGUGAACUUGAUUUGGAAGGAGACAGCGUUUAAGGCAUCCAUAUUAAUGUCUAUGCAGUGGUGUUGAAUUAGCUUGCAUAAUCUUUUUUUCUCUUUUUUUGGUUUCUCUACCUUGUUUGAGAGACGGUUGAAAUUUAGCGAAUAAGUGAUUUUGCUAGUAUUCCUUGAUUACUAUGGUGCCUAUGUAGUACUUUUAUAAAUUCUAAGGCAUUGAGCAUUCUUUUCUAUCUGAGAAGUAGGAACUUUGGGGUCUAAUCGAGCCUAUUAUGUUGAAGCUUAAUGAACUGAAAGAGUGUUAUUGAAUACUCUCUUUAGACUCGUAUACAAGCAAAAGAGUUAAAUAUAUCUAGUCCCUGUAUAAAUUUUU
Molecule: messenger RNA, 1294 nt
Organism: Medicago truncatula (barrel medic)
Lineage: Eukaryota; Viridiplantae; Streptophyta; Magnoliopsida; Fabales; Fabaceae
Exons: 5
Coding region: 178-960 (260 amino acids)
Biological process (GO): translation
Cellular component (GO): mitochondrial small ribosomal subunit; ribosome
Molecular function (GO): structural constituent of ribosome; small ribosomal subunit rRNA binding
Source: RefSeq, a predicted model, not a curated record